Molecule: messenger RNA, 537 nt
Organism: Rotaria socialis
Lineage: Eukaryota; Metazoa; Rotifera; Eurotatoria; Philodinida; Philodinidae
Source: the annotation of a GenBank genome assembly
AUGUCCGUUGCAAGCAAAUCAAUGUUACGCCCAGCCUCACUUCUUUAUCGUGCAUUUUAUUCAAAUGUUCUUCGGCAAACUCGUGCACCAUUGACGACUAGUAGUCAACGUCGCGCUGAGUUAACGAAUGUAGAUCCAUCCAAGAGUCUACCUGCUGAAGAAGCCAAGCCUGUAGAAAAAUCAUUUGAUAGUGUUCCUGUACAUCUUGGUAGUAUAGCAAAAGUAGUGAUGGUUUUAGGUGGACUUUACGGGCGCUAUCGUGAUGUUCCUGAUAGUAUGCCUAAUCGUGUAUAUCAGAAAACUAAAGAUAAAUUUCGAGCACGCUGUGUUGUUUUAUCGCUCUUCGGCACUGCUCUUCUUGCUUAUGUAGCAGCAACACGUGGUAAAUCUGCGCGUCAAGAAGGCAAACGAUAUACUGAUAGUGUUUAUGAUAUGCAUCGUGGAUCAUCUCGGCUGCAUGAACAAUUAGAAGCCAAACACAACAGUUCAGUACAUCAUGAACGAUAUUCACCCUUGCAAGAUGAAAUUAAUAAAUAA